This is a messenger RNA of Lepisosteus oculatus (spotted gar), 5841 nucleotides long. Its product is annotated as piggyBac transposable element-derived protein 4-like. Lineage: Eukaryota; Metazoa; Chordata; Actinopteri; Semionotiformes; Lepisosteidae. The record is from RefSeq and is a predicted model, not a curated record.
GUCACUCCGCUGGUUCGCUAAUCGGUUGUGGAAGCUCUUGGAUUAACUCAGCACUCCAUGGUAAAAUUCUCAUUGUCCCUUUUAUUUUCUGAGUUAUUACUUACUAAACACACAUUUGGAGGGUUUUCCACUAACAUCCUCUCAUGCCCUCGAGCCCUUAGAGCUGGUUUAGAGAUGGAGAAGAGUUCGUUCCCGGGUUAUAUUACAGUAUGUAUCAGACAGCACAUGUAAGCACUGAUAGCCCACUUAUUGGAUUAGCACUGUUGAGUUUAACAACACAAUAAGAAAUUAAAGGCCGAGUUUCUGAAACUUGACCGAAAAUGUUUAAUAGGAGAAUAAAACGAAAUGUCACACACCACAUUUUUAUGUGUACUGUACCGAAUACCUUACAGUAUUGAUUGAUAACAAUUAGAAUGCAAGGCAUUGCCAUACUGUAACUGCUUGCCGGAUAAUGUUUUUCUGAAAUGUAUAACAUAAGUGAUUGUGUUCAGAAUCUUACAGUACAUCUGCAUAAAAUGCACUAGUUGUUCUAUAUACAGUGUACAGAACUAUAACCUGUUACUAAACGUUUCACAGUGGAUAGGCAGCUAGCUUUUCCAGUAAGGCAGAUAAAUUGUCUAGUUAGCUAACAGGUGAGUUUGAUUUUAUUGUUUUGUGUUUAUAUGUUCAUUAAAGCCAGGAAACACCCUGGUCUGUUACUUCCAGCAGACAGACAAUACCACAAGUGGGGAAUGUCCACAGUAGGUUGAUCCAUACUCCCACAAAUGUGUAUUAAAAUAUGAAAAAUAAAAAAACAGGACAUAAAAUGUAAAAUAACUUUGACCUCAUACAUUCUGAUAUUGGUGUUCAUUGUGUCUCAGGAGCAAGAAUUGAUCCGUCCUAUUGUCAAUACCUAUCACAUAAGGCGGACAAUUUAGGCUACAUUCUACUUGAGUAAUUGCUCUUAGAACAGGGAUCCCCAAUUCUGCCCCUGGAUACCAGUAUGUCUGCAGGUUUUCUGUGUCUCUUUCAAGCCCCAGUUCCUAGAGAGCUGGGAGAAGCUGUUUAACAGGUCAAAUUAAGCCAACAAGUAGGAGAGGAUUCAGAUUGUUAAGAGCCCAGCUAGACUGAAAACCUGCAGACACUCCAGCCCUCCGGGACCAGGACAGGAGACCCCAGCUCUAGGAUUGUGUGCAAUCCAAAAUGGAUCUCAAAACGACUGUCGUACAGUAGGAACCUUUAGGUAUUGUAAGGCACGCAGUGCUGGUGCAGUUAAUGGUCCCUAGAUGGAGUUCUGGACGCAGGUCAGAAAAGAUGUGAACCGGGAAAGUAACCAGCACUAUCAAAGCCAAACCGCUAGACGAGAGACGAAGUCGAGGACAGGUUCCGAAUUCAAGGCCACUCGUAAUAUUAGGGAGAGCAAGAGAGGAAGUGCAAGGCAAGGCGUUCCUAAGGAGCUACCAAUACCGAGCAGUGAGAUGAGAGUGGGAGAGGGUUUAAGUACUGUAUGUCUGGAUGUGGAGGGUGCUGUAACCAGUGAGCUAUCCGGAGUGGUUCGUGGGUCUGAUCUGGGCCAUUUUGCGGGGCCUGCCUCCAGCCGGUGCUGGGUUAGGGCGAGACCGUUGGUGUGGAGGGCUCCGACCAGCAGCGGGUGCGACAGCUGUGGAGCAGAAAUGAUCAUAAAGGUAUUACUUUUCUAUUUAUAUCGGGAAAGCCUGACAUAGCUUCACGAGAUCCGAUCUCUGGCGCAGACAUGCCCUUGCUCAAGAGUCACUAUUAUUACUUAUUUGCUUAGCAGACACAAUCCAGCUCAAUCCUGAGCUGGUUCCCCUCAUGACUCGUAGUCAGGACACCUUCGAACUUUUUUUGGACUGGUACCCUUGAUCCCCUUCUCCGUUUCCUCUUUCCUCCUUCCUUUAUACUGUCGGGCUGUUCUCCUCCUGUGUUGGAAAGGACCGAAAUCACACGGCUCUUACGUAAGCCCACCUUUGCUCACAUGUCCCUUCACGUCCCUGUAGUUUGAUGAUGAUUAUUUGAACUGUUUCUUCUGUUUUCAGCAUUAUCUCAUUAUCUCAUUUCUAAUGGACAGACAUGAAGCCUGGAGCAGACACCUUAAAGCUUUUUGAAAUAAUAUACUCUAUGUGUUUGCCAGCACAGGCAACUCUAAAAGAUUUUCUGACUCAGGUUAUUUCUAAGCGAACUCGACACAUUUUAACUUGUCAGACAGCAGAAAAAACGGGGGAAAAGGUGGGAGGGUAAAGGAUUAGGAUUUAUUCCCUUUUUGUUUCUUGGUUUUCAACAGAUGUGUUUCAAUAUGCUUGGUAAGAAAACGUGAGCGGCACCUGAGCGGAUUGAUUUCUGUUACUACAGGAACUAAAUACAUUGAACCGUCAUGAUUCAUAUACGUCUAUCCUAAACUACUGUUCAUAUUGUCAGAAGUACUGUAGCUAUGCCAGUCACUACUGAUUCUGAGAUAAUAUAAUUGGAAUUGCAAGAAAACGUAGGGGAUUUCGUUUUACACGCAUGAAACGUUCUUUCUUUGAUUGAUUGAAGGACCACAUGUCAAAACGUGUUUAAAGGAGAGAAUCGGAAGUGUGUUUUUAAUAUUGCGUAUUUUAACUGUCGGACAGUGUUCAUUCAUCAGUAUUGCAUUGUACAGAAGAAAUGCAACGAUAUCCUACCAAAACCAACGUCAAUAAACCGACACAACUAUAAUUGUUUAACUUUAGAAUAGGGUUAAGCCGCAGAUCAUCAGGAAGAGGAUUCUAUGUUUGCAAAAAAAAACACAAUAAAUGAGUUUCAGUUUGAGAGAUCACGCUGAUUCUGCAUUUCUCAUCCACCUUAGGUCCAAUAUCGCAGACUGGGAACUAGUACCAAUUUAAAGUACCAAGUAAAAACAGAAAUCACCAGAGUAUUCCUCAGUCUGUCCAUUUUUCAUUUUCUGAUACUUGAGGGUUGCGAGACGCGACGGAUAUUAUGUAUACAGUAUAGGUGUACCCUUUUUAGGUGUUACUCGCCGAAAGCGCCGAAGCUUAAAGAGCAUAUCGAUGCUCAAAAACUGCUAAUUUGAACUAUUUCUGUUCUGGUUUGAAAAGGAGCAACUUGCAGACUUGACCAACAGUUUUCAUGCAGGGUCCACAAAAAGCACCGCACGUCCCUGGAUGCGUGCGCGUACUUUUUCAAACCUGCUUUCCCAUUCAUGUUUUACAUCAAGGAAACCCCGAGAUCUCAAAUCUUCUCACUGCGGUCUGCGUCUCCGGUCUGUUUUAGAGAGGCGACUACAACCCAGCCACCCUCCGUGAUCUCAUACACCUCAGGGCUAAACCGCCGCUGCGGCUGCUGCUGCUUCUACUAUUAAUUGUUAAUAAAAAAAAAAUGUGUUGGCUUUGGUCUCCGUCCCCCCCCGCAGACCUGGUUUCACGGCGUCAGGUAUCAUUACACCUUGCAUAGCAGCAGUCUGACAGCCUGACGAAGCGCCCCCCGUGCUGUACAUACAGUACUGUACAAUACCGUUCAGCAGCAGGAGCGCCUACAAAGCAGGACGUGCACACAGCUUCUGACGUCUCUGGCCACACUGCGCAUCCGAGAAAACUCGACCUCCAUCGGAAACAAGGAGUUUCGAGCCGGGCAGACCAGGGGAAGAAAAGUGCCCAGCUCUCCGUAACGAAAAGAAAGUCAUUCCUCUUUCCGUUGUUAUGUUUUGCGGCUGGGUCUGGAAAUAUCCCCGCGCCAAAAGACCCAUGCAAGGAGGCUGCAAAGCCCCGACAUGGCGACAAGAAAGAGGGGAGAUCUUUUUACCGUUUUAGAGACCAGCGCCGAAACAGACAAGGACACGGUCUGCGACGCAGCCUCAUUCCCCCUUAACCUGUCCGCAGACGUCAAGUGGCUAGAAAUCCCUUUCAGAAAGCCCGACCGGGAGGGAGAAGAAGGGGCAGAGGACGAAGAAGGGGAGGACGGAGAGGAGGGUUUCGAAAGCGAGACGGCGGCAGCAGCUGCGGACAUAGCUACCCGCGUAUCAGCCGGCAGCUGCAAAGUCAUUUUAGCCACCGACAGUGAGAUCAAGCAGGAGGACUCGGACGACGCCUAUGACGCCAGCGGCUGCCCGGAAAACACAGCCAACGACUCGGAUAUUGAUUUCUCCGAUCUGGAAGAGGAGCCGGCGGACCUCAGCGGUGCCAUCGCGGAGCUAGACGAAGACUGCACCUCGCCGAGCUUCUGGGGGGAGCCUGACCAACCCAUCACGGUAGAGGAGUUCACUGCCAGCUCCGGCCCGCAGCACACGCUGGGAGCUGAAGCAGACGCCCGUGACUAUUUCCGGCUGCUGUUCCCCGACUCCCUGUUCGAGCACAUGGUGGAGCAAACAAACAAGUACGCCAUCUACAGACAGCGGAGGAGCGGGAAAGCGGACCCACACUGGCGCCCCACUGAUCUGAGGGAGAUGCAGGCUUACAUCGGCCUCAAUGUCUUGAUGGGCAUCAACCAGCUGCCAGAUUACGGCAUGUACUGGGCCACUGACAUCUUCAUCGGCAACGCGGGCUUCAAGAAGACCAUGACAGCCCGCCGCUUCGAGAAGCUGAACCAGAACAUUCACCUGUGCGACCGGGAGGCUGAGCCGGCCCGCGGGCAGCCGGGCUACGACGGGCUCUACAAGAUCCGGCCCCUGCUGGAGGUGGUGCAGGCCAAGAUGUGGGAGGCCUACGCCCCGAACAGGUGCCUCACAGUGGACGAAGGGGCGAUUGCCGUGAAGGGGCGCUUCUCUGCCACGCAGUACAUGCCCUCCAAGCCCAUUAAAAGGGGCCUCAAAGUCUGGAUGCUGUGCGAUUCCAAGUCUGGCUACUGCCACCGCGCUGACAUCCACGUGGGGCGAGCCAGCGAGGACGCCGGCGGCACGGGCUUUCGGGUGGUGACGUCGCUGGUUCGGGGGCUGGAGGGCAAGCACCACCACAUCUUCUCCGACAGCUUCUUCACCUCCGUCCCCCUGGCGCAGCGGCUGCUGGAGCAGGGGCUGUACGUCUGCGGCACCACGCAGCAGAGCCGCCAGGGCUUCCCGGACGCCCUGAAGCUGAAGAACGUGGGCCGGCUGGCGCCGGGCGAGUUCUUCCAGUGCCAGCACGGCAACCUCCUGGCCACCGUGCUGCGGGACACCAAGGUGGUCAGCUGCCUGUCCUCGAACGCGGCGCCCGGGAUCGUGGGGAUCAGCCAGGGCAAGCAGAGGGACGGCGCGGCGGCCGGCGUGCCCCGGCCCCUGCCCCUGCUGCUGUACCAGGAGCACAUGCGGGGCGUGGACCUGUGCGACCAGCUGCGCGAGUGCUACCAGGUGGGCCGGCCCUGCAAGAAGUGGUGGCGCUACUUCCUGUGGUUCUACCUCAACAUCUGCAUCGUCGACGCCUUCAUCGUCCUGCGGGAGAGCCGCGGCGGGGCCCCGCCCCCGGGCUUCGGCGGCAAGCAGUUCACCCAGCGCCACUUCCGCGUCCGGCUGGCGCGGCAGCUCAUCGGCGACUACCAGGGCGCCCGGGGCGUGGAGCGCGCCUCCCGCAAGAGGCACGCCGACUCGCCGGUGGAGUACGGGCACCGCCUGGAGCGCAUGUCCGAGCGCUCGCGCCGCUGCCGCAACUGCACCAACAAGGGCCUGCGGCACGAGAGCGUCUUCGGCUGCAAGAUCUGCAACGUGCACCUGUGCCGCGGGGGCUGCUUCGCCGAGUUUCACAAGUGAACCCCCCGUCUCCAAACACGGUUGGACCACGUUUAGGGACUGCCGGGACCCCGGGGUUCUGGCAGCAGUGGGAUAUUAAAGCAGCUACUGCGUAUCGCCCUGGCAGCCCACUGAACCGGCAGCCCCACUGAAGCUCAGCAGGCGUGAGC